AGUGUACUUCCUUUUUUAAAAUACCAUGUUAGACAGAGAUAGUAUUAAUUUGUUCAAAUUAACUGAAGACAACAACUUAAAUUAUCUGAAACGUAUUGAGACCUCCUCCAGGGAACUCCGCAUGUUUCUUGAAAUUUCUGGAAAAUAAUUAGUAAUAAACUGCAACUGAAGAGUGAAAACAACUAAAAUAACACUACAUUAACGCAGCUAUACGCAAUGCCGCAAGCCCGGCGCAAGACCCCUUUCAGCGGGAAGGCAAAGAAACAGCAGCUGCAGUGUAAGAAGAAAAAUAAAACGCUGUUGACAACUACUUCAUCAGGCACUAGUGCUUACGAUGUGCUGUCGCUCAACUAUCAGCCGGGGCGAAGUCGUGGCGGCCGCGACACGAACCGAUACGCACUCAAGUUCUACAGAGAGACAGAUGAAGAACUCAAGAUGAAGAAAGAAGAGGCAUUGAAGUCCUUAAACCCAGUCCCAGAGAAAGAGAUGGAGGUAGACCCAUCAGACUACUUCCCUAAGGAGUUGUCCUUCCCGAAGCGGCCGCCGUGGGACUUCAACAUGACGCCGGCGCAACUCGACGCGCAGGAACAGAAGUAUUUUAGGACCUACAUAGACGACCUCCAAGCAUCAGACCACUGGAAGGACAUGUCGUACUUCGAGCUCAAUCUGGAGACCUGGAGGCAGCUGUGGCGAGUCCUAGAGAUGUGUGAUGUGCUGCUGCUGAUCGUGGAUGUUAGAUACGCUGGCAUGAUGUUCCCACCAUCUCUCUACGAGUACAUUACAAAAGAAAAGAAGAGCAUGAUCCUGGUCCUGAACAAGGUGGACCUGGUGCCAGCGUCGGUGGUGGCCGGGUGGCGCGAGUACUUCAUGACCACCUGUCCUGGGUUAAGGGUUGUUUACUUCACUUCCUGUCCAGGGUAUAACCUGCGCGGCGCGACUAGUGACAAGGCUGGCCUUCAAGUCCGCCGAAGGAAGGGUAAGCAGCGAAUGUGUGCGGAGGGCGCGACAAAGAUCCUGGAGGCGUGCAAGGACAUCGUCCAGGGAGAGGUCGACCUUGGUUCGUGGGAGCGGAAGAUCAAAGAGGAAACGAACAUCGAGUUUGAUGAUGAGGAGACUGAAGUGGGUGAAACGAUAAUCGAAAAAGCUGAUACUACAUACUAUGCCCACGAGAAGUACAAGAAUGGAGUUCUCACCAUCGGCUGUGUGGGUCAGCCCAACGUGGGAAAAUCUUCUUUAAUGAAUGCCAUAAUGGGAAAGAAGAUCGUCUCUGUAUCGCGCACUCCUGGACACACGAAACACUUCCAGACAAUAUAUUUAACGCCCCAGGUCCGUCUGUGUGAUUGCCCGGGUCUGGUGUUUCCGUCAAAGGUGCCCAGGCCUAUACAAAUACUAAUGGGAUCCUAUCCCAUAGCACAAUUGAGAGAGCCGUACACAGCUAUAAGAUAUUUGGCGGAACGUGUUAAUUUACCACAAAUGUUGAGGAUAGAUCACCCAGAAAACGAUGAUACGUGGUCGCCUAGGGACAUAUGCGACGGAUGGGCGAAAAAAAGAGGGUACUUGACCGCUAAGGCUGCAAGAUUGGACACGUACAGAGCGGCGAAUAGUUUGCUCAGAAUGGCGUUGGAUGGAAAAAUAUGUGUUUGGUUGAGACCUCCUGGAUUCACUGAACAGAGAGAAAAAUUCGAAACGUGCGAAGAGUUGAAAUACAUCAAAUGGGUCCAAGCGUUAACAGCGGACGAUCAGGUGGCGGUUUUAUCAUCAUCGGAUGAUGAACGCUCCCGCAGCGAUGGUGAUGAGCCUGAUGAUGAUGAUGACAGCGAGAGUGAGGAUGAUGAUGAAUUCACAGCGGCUAUAGCCAACAAGUUCGCCGCCUUAGCUGGCGAUGAUUAAUCGAUUUAGGUGUGUAUUCGAUUGUUGAAUAAUCGAUUGUGAAAUUUGAUAAUUGAUAAAUGUUUGCAAUCGAUGUAUCGACUGAAUGAGUAUUUUGGAGAGUUGAUGAGAAGGUAGCCUGACCGGGAACAUAUAAACCUUCGCCAUGUUGUCAAAUAUCAUUUCUUUAGUCGAUAACGUUCGGUUUAAAAAGGAUGCUAAAAUGUCUCUAAAGCAGGUUUCUUAUUUUCCUGGUUAGGGUAUACAAAGGAUAUUUAUUGAAAAUAAUAUGAAUUAAAUCGAUUGUUUGUAAUCGAUGAUUUUGAGCUUUAUCGAAUUAUAUCGAUUCUUGGAUAAUAAUGAAUUAAUGAAUAGAUAAUGAUUUCUUAUGUU
Molecule: messenger RNA, 2262 nt
Organism: Manduca sexta (tobacco hornworm)
Lineage: Eukaryota; Metazoa; Arthropoda; Insecta; Lepidoptera; Sphingidae
Gene: Ns4
Product: guanine nucleotide-binding protein-like 1
Exons: 12
Coding region: 217-1890 (557 amino acids)
Molecular function (GO): GTP binding; GTPase activity
Source: RefSeq, a predicted model, not a curated record